Molecule: messenger RNA, 2428 nt
Organism: Poeciliopsis prolifica (blackstripe livebearer)
Lineage: Eukaryota; Metazoa; Chordata; Actinopteri; Cyprinodontiformes; Poeciliidae
Gene: slc25a15b
Product: solute carrier family 25 member 15b
Exons: 6
Coding region: 285-1265 (326 amino acids)
Biological process (GO): mitochondrial L-ornithine transmembrane transport
Molecular function (GO): L-ornithine transmembrane transporter activity
Source: RefSeq, a predicted model, not a curated record
UUAGAUUCCCACCAUCUCCCCUCGGUUUGACAUCUCUGAUGGCCGAACCGUGCUGUGGGUUCUGUCGUGAAUUCGGCGGCUGACGUUGGACGCCAUGAGAUAGCAUUAACACAAACCAUGAGGCCCACCAUGGAUGCUAGAGUCGGUCAGCAGCUCACAGGGUCAACGUUACUCUCAGUGUUUGACUCACAAACUCCGACUUCAACCGCCGAUGCUCUGUUUUGAAGUCGUCGCUGUCCUGCUAGGUUUGUUGCUGAGAGAAGGAGAAAUCCACUCGGGUGAUCAUGGCUCCACACCCAGUGGUCCAGGCCAUCAUCGAUCUCUCUGCAGGAGCAAUUGGAGGGGCUGCCUGUGUCUUCAGCGGUCAGCCUCUGGACACAGUGAAGGUAAAGAUGCAGACCUUUCCCACUCUGUACCGAGGUUUCAUCCACUGCAUCGUCUCCACCUACAAACAAGAUGGCGUGCGUGGGCUGUACCAGGGCACCAUCCCGGCGCUGGUGGCCAACGUUGCAGAGAACUCCGUGCUGUUCAUGAGCUACGGCUUCUGCCAGCAGGUCAUCCGCUUUGCAGCUGGACUGCACCACAACGCUGUGCUGAGGUUCGCCGCUUCUAACAGUAAAAGAAGCAAACGUACAUGUCCAGUUUCUGAUUAUUCUUCCCUCUUCAUCAGCGACUUGGAGAAAGCCUGUGCUGGUUCUGUAGCUUCUAGCUUCUCCUCACUUGUCCUCUGCCCCACUGAGCUGGUGAAGUGUCGUCUACAAGCCAUGUAUGAGAUGGAAAUGUCUGGAAGGAUUGCUAAAAGCAACAACUCGGUGUGGUCGGUGGUGAAGUCCAUUAUGAGGAACGAGGGUCCGCAGGGCUUCUUCCAGGGACUGACCACCACUAUAGCCAGAGAGGUUCCCGGGUACUUCUGCUUCUUUGGCACCUAUGAACUCUGCAGGACUGGAUUCGCAGACUACAUGAACUGUGAAAAAGAUGACAUAGGUGUGGCUCCGAUCGUAUUAAGCGGCGGCCUCGGAGGCGCGUCCCUCUGGUUGGUGGUCUACCCCAUGGACUGUGUCAAAUCUCGGAUUCAGGUCAUGUCCAUGACGGGGAAGCAGGCGGGGUUUUUCAAAACCUUCAUGACCAUCGCUCGCUCCGAAGGAGUGAGGGCGCUGUACUCCGGCCUCGUCCCCACCAUCGUGCGCUGCUUCCCCGCUAACGGAGCGCUGUUCCUGGGUUACGAGGUCAGCAGGAAGCUGAUGAUGAAGCAGUUCGACGACUGAGCUGCUCAGUUGUCACAACUUAAAACUGCCACACUCCCUCAGUUGCACUACCCAUAAACCAGCCGUGAUACAGUAUUUACAUUUAUCCUUAUCUGGAUGGUCAGUGUUUUAAAAUUUUACAACUUGGUUUCUGAAGUGUUGUACUGAACUUCAGAGGAAAAGGCGUGCAGUGAAGUACUGAAGCUGUGAACACUCCAGCUGGAAGUUUCUCUCCUACCUCAACAACAUGGUGUCCGCACAACUUUCUGCCAGAAGACACAUGAGUGAGAAGAAGGCUCCGUUAGACGUUUACUUUAAUGAAUUAACUCUUGUUUUCAAGCUAACAUUGAGGUGUUGUGAAAAAAUGGGUUAUAAAGUGUCAUAUUAAUUAAUAUAGGUUGCCUAACAUGUAGUAAGAUGACUGUUUUUAUUUAAAUAAGGUUCCUUUUCUGCAGAAAGCUGGGAUUUGAUUUCCGUUUUUUCCGUAUCUCCAUGCAGAACAGAAUAUGAGUGCAGAUUAAUAUUUCUGUUAUAGUUUUUAGCCUUGAAAUGUUUUUUCUUUCCACAUCCAGGCCUUGUUACAAAUCCCUUCUUUCUUUUUCCUUUCUUUCAUUACUUUUUCUUAUUUCCUUCCUUCCAGCCUAUUGUUCUUGGCUCCCAUAUCUGCCAAAUGAAGAGAUAUCUGCCAUAAACCCAAAGUGAACGUUAAUACUGUUUUAUGUUUUGAUUUUAACAGUAAGCACAGGUUAACUGUUCAGAGUCAGGCGUGGAUUGUUUUUUUUUUCUACAAGAGAAAUAUGCAGGAACCUUGUUUGAAGAACCUUUUCCUGAUAUUAAGGAACUUUAAUGUUUUCAUGCCUUUUUCUGUACAUUUUAAAAACAGAAAAAAAAAUCUUAUGUUCAUCUGAACUUUUCAAGUGUUUUUAAACUUCAUGAGUUUUUUUUUUUAAAACGAUUACUUUGAAAUACUUUUUUUAUGCCGGUUUUGUUCUUUUAUUUCACUCCUGCUGUUCUCUCCAUGCUGGUUUUUGUUAUAUAGAAGAAACUCAUUAACAUAUCAGUUGCCUUGUUACUUGCUCUAUGAGCCUAAUUCCAUGUUCUGUGUUUUUAUUUGUUGAAUAACCUACAAUUUAAUGAAAACAUGGUUUUGCAUUAAAUAAUACAUGAAUGAUAAUAAAAAAAGA